AUGCAGCGGAAUGCGUACACCUUUGCGCAGAAGACGCUCCCUGUAUCGCGGGAAGAGUUCGCUCACGCUUUUUUACGAUGUAUGCCACCGUCUGGAUGGUGUAGGACCAUAGCUGUCGCCAAUUCUGGUGGCCCGGAUUCGACAGCACUAGUGUUCAUGCUCAAGCGAUACGUUGACGACCUCGCGAGGAAAAAUGAAGGAAAUCCUGGGACUUCGUAUCCUAUGCGCGUCGUCUCGAUAACUGUCGACCACGGUCUACAAGAGAGUUCCGCGAGCAUGGCGGAGCUCUGUGCUCAGCGUGCAGUGGCCAUGGGUGUUGGGCAUUAUGGCAUGUCGAUCCCUUGGAAUCUGGAAAAAUAUCCCGACCUGCCGAAGACUGGUGUCGAGGGUGUCGCUAGAUUGGCGCGGUAUGAGUUACUGCAUAGAGGAAUGGAGCAGUCGGGGUCGGAUAUCAUUGCUUUUGGACAUCAUAGGGACGACCAGGUCGAAACGUCUUUGAUGCGUCUUGCGAGAGGGUCAAAAUGCCCCUUUCGGAGGUGGGGUAUGGGUGUUAGCGAGAAACUGGGACAUAUAGGCUGGACGGGUCUCGCUGGGAUGCAUAAGUGGAUUGUGCGGCCUCUGCUUGAUAUACCGAAGGAUAGAUUAUUGGCCACUUGCGAAUCCAACCAGCUUGAAUACGUGGUUGACCCGACGAAUUUCCGGCCAUCAUUGACCUUGCGCAACGCCAUUCGCGGAUUCUUGGCUUCCGGUGAAACGGACGUGAAGGUAUAUGCCAAGGGAGCAAAUCUCUCCGAUGAACAUGUGGUUGAAUUGGAAAAAGUUGGCGAGGAGCUCUCAAAAACGGCUAUGAUCAACGUCACCUCAAUAGGUCCCGAGCAGCUACGCGGGUCUGUGAAGUCACUGGGAACCAUGGUUCGUAAUAUGGACCUUGAAGUGGAAGCUUUGCUCAGCGAAAUGAAGCAACCCUCACCUAUCGGCACGUUUGCGAUCACCGAGCACAACUAUCAACGUAUCCAGCCUAGGCUACAGCUCUAUGUCGUUUUGCGUAUUUUGCGGUAUGUAUCUCCUCAUCCUUGGGGGUCUCUACGUUCCACAAAUAUGCGACGAACGCGGAGUCUGGAGCGCAUUCUGGCCAAACUAAAUUCGGACCCGUAUGUCACACAAAAUUUCGUUGCUGGUUCAGGCGUCAAGUGGUCUUCAGUCAUUUUCGACCGGGACGGCGUCAAAGCGCUUCCAAAGAUGUCGAAGCGGGAACCGGGACAGCUCGUUGGAUGGAUAGCUUCCCGACAGCCUCCGACACAGAAACAGCUGGAUUUCCUCGAACCUAACCCUCUAUAUUAUGAUGUCACAGCCUCGCUGCGGAAAGCGUUUAGUUCAGGGAAACCUUCAUGGACUCUCUUGUAUGACUGUCGGUUUGCCGUCCGUUUUGAUAUCACCGCCAUGCCACCUUCGAUGAUGGAGCUGCUCAGGUUCCCGGAUACGCAGAUAGUGGUUAUUCCCACAGAUCUGUUUCAUCCCCGAGUAGUGUUCAAGAGGGCGGAUGUAGAUGACGAGGUUCUUCAUAGCUUGGUAACGCUUGACGAAAGGACUAAACUCCCUGGACACGAGCACCCCGUGCCACCCACCUCCGCUAUAGUAUCGUCUUGGAUUUCAAUACAAUGGAUACGACCGUUCACCGGAUAA
Molecule: messenger RNA, 1683 nt
Organism: Desarmillaria tabescens
Lineage: Eukaryota; Fungi; Basidiomycota; Agaricomycetes; Agaricales; Physalacriaceae
Product: PP-loop family-domain-containing protein
Exons: 6
Coding region: 1-1683 (560 amino acids)
Biological process (GO): tRNA processing
Molecular function (GO): ligase activity, forming carbon-nitrogen bonds; ATP binding
Source: RefSeq, a predicted model, not a curated record